UGUCUGCUGGGUGGAUCGAGCAGUCAACAAGUGAAGCAGCCAUUUGAAAGAGUAGGAACAUUUCAGCGAGACAACAACUAAAAAUGCAAAAUCCAUUAACGCCAAGAUAAUGGAAUUCAUUGCUCUUGACAAUCAACCGUUCUCUGUCAUGGGUGAUGUUGGCUUUCACCGAUUGGUCAAGCACAGGUACACACUACCAAGUGCGCUAUUUUUCAGAAGUUGUCCUAACGGAGUUACACAGUAAUAGCUUCACGACUGACAUUUGGACCAGCAUGAGCUCCAUGAGCAUGCUGAGUCUGACAGCACAGUGGGUCGUCGAGGAUUUCGUACUGAGGGAGGUCGUAUUGUAUGCUCAAGAGUAUGCUGGUUGUCAUACCGCUGCUGCCAUUUCAAUGGCAUUUGAGAACAUGUUUGGAACAUAGAAACAUGAACAUACUAGCUAGCUCUAUUCGAACAACUGACUCGAGAAAUAAGCUAAUCAACUGCGCCUGCAGCAGACAUGAUACCCUCUGUCAUGGCAUUGAAACGCCUGCUCAACAAAACUGUCGACACAGGCUGUGAACAAGCGAUUCGGUGGCAUUCUCUCUUUACUGUGUCGCCACCAUGUUCGAUGCUAUGUACAAGGACCGCUACUUCGAUGCAGACAAGAAACAGGGUUUACGUGAAAUAUUACAUACACAGCUGGACAAGAUGGAAAUGCACACCGAGGAAGAGAGGCCACGGACAGACAGACCUGAAACUUCACUGCUUGACAUGUAUGAUGAAAUCCUGGUUGAGAAUAAAACGACUGAACGACGAAACAGCACAGCGAACCACCCCUACUGAGACCAACGUGAUCCCCACCAUGAACCACAAACUGACCCAGGAACAGGAGAAACAGCUGUGUUCCUUACUGGGAAACGUCAAACUCAGCCUGCUGUUCAAGGCCAGUAUAUAUGGCUACACAGGAGCAGCCUUUCACCAGAAAUGUGACCACCAAGGUCCCACAGUCUCUGUAGGAUAUAACUCCACAGGGUUUGUUUUUGGAGGCUACACAAGUAAAGAUCAUGAUGUAGCCAAGCAAGGCCAGUACAUACAGGAUGACAAAGCCUUUUUGUUCAGUUUAACUGGUAGAAAUCCUGUCAGGUAUCCUGUCACAAAUGCCCAAUAUGCGGUCAAAAUGCAUAACACAACUGGCCCUUACUUUGGGGAGGCUUUGUUGUUAAUGAACGCUAACACCGCUACAGUGAUCAGCAUUCCAGGAAAGUACUACAACUUCAAUGCUGCAGAAAUGCAUGGCAAUAACCUCAACCUAACUGAGUGUGAGGUGUAUAAAGUGGAAGAAGGUGGUAACAUCAUCGAAAAGCCAUGGAGGACAAUUCUUUGGAAAGCUGAGAGGAGAAAGGAGCUGAUGGACUCUGUUAAGCUCUACAGGCCCAUGAUCAGUUCUGUGGGUCAGGCUAGAGUUCUACUCAUCGGCCCAGUCGGCGCUGGAAAGUCCAGCUUUUUCAACUCUGUCAACUCCAUCUUCCGAGGCCAUGUGACCAGCCAGGCCAUAUCGGGCAGCUCUGGAACCAGUCUGACCACUCAGUUUCGCACCUACUCAGUUAAGGCUGGACGCGAUGGCAAACCGCUGGCAUUCAUUUUGUGUGACACGAUGGGAAUGGAGGAGGCCACAGGGGCGGGGCUAGAUGUGGAUGACAUCAGCAGCAUUCUGAAAGGCCAUGUGCCAGACAGAUACCAGUUCAACCCCUCAGUCCCUCUGCAAGCAGAUGCCCACGGAUUCCGGCAGUCAGUGAAACUGCAUGAAAGGAUCCACUGUGUGGUGUACGUCAUGGACACCUGCAAAGUCUCCAUUAUGUCCACCAAACUGGAGGAGAAACUGGUGGCCAUUCGCAGGAGGGUCAACCUGCUAGGCAUCCCACAGCUGGUUCUUCUUACCAAGGUGGAUGAGGCCUGUCCCUGUGUGGCCAACAACUUGAGGAACGUGUACAACAGCCAGUACAUAAAGACCAAGGCCCAGGAGGUGAGUGGCCGUCUGGGGCUACCCAUGUCCUGCAUUGUCCCGGUGAAGAACUACAGUGAAGAGCUGGAGCUGGACAUGAGCUGUGACAUCCUGCUCCUCAGCGCCCUGAUCCAGAUGCUCCGCUUCGCAGACAACUACUUUGAUGACGUCAACGACCAAGAGAAACACGACUAGACCAAGUAGAGGAGAUCACCCAGCAUGGUGGUGGUAUUGCCUGUCUAUGCCACCUUGUUUAGCCCUCUCUCUGCCUCAUUCUGUAUAUCUUGUUCUAUGGUGUUCACGUAAUCAUAAUUAUGAUGACUAGUUAUCCAUUACGCAACUACAGAAUGAUAAGAAUAACAUAACAUGCCUCAUUGAGCCUACAUCUUGAAUAUUUUAUUCAAUUGCUAGAAAUAAUCUAUAUUUAGGCAUAAAAAGAAAGUUAGUUCACUAGCAUGGCUAAUUCUGUUCUUGUUUACAUCAUUGUGAUUGUUUGGAUUACAUGGGAUAGGUGAAAGGCCUGGGUUUUCUUCAUAUGUUCAUUGAUUGCUUUGCAUACUAGUUGAUCCUACAUAGUCAGUUCUUGGAUAGUCUCAUACAGCAAUCUGCUCCUCAGAAUAUACCCCAGCUGAAGAAAAAGUAGAGGUUAAACUUAGUACAAGAUCAUGUAGUUUUUACAUUGGAUUCACUUCACAUUUGGCUUGCAAUUGCUUGUGGUUUAACCACUAGAUGACAGUAUAUCAUGAAACUGAAAAUAAGUUGCUAAUAGUAUGUGCUGCUGUUGGAAAAGCUGCCCAUUAAAGUUACCUUUGUUGAAUAUCA
Messenger RNA from Salmo salar (Atlantic salmon), 2806 nucleotides. Its product is annotated as interferon-induced protein 44-like. NCBI's taxonomy places the organism in Eukaryota, Metazoa, Chordata, Actinopteri, Salmoniformes, Salmonidae. Gene Ontology annotation, molecular function: GTP binding. The record is from RefSeq and is a predicted model, not a curated record. Gene Ontology annotation, biological process: immune response.